UGUAAGCACGAGGAAAACACACGCAACUUGUUGGAUUGUAAACAUAUUAAAGAAGAUUUAAUUAUUAACCAUGCAACUGCAUCAACAGAGACCACACCAUGACAUUGCAGCCCUCUUCGCAGAAGCAAAGGAUUAUCUACGGAUCAGUGCGCCGAUGGUGAGAUACAGUAAGCUGGAAUUCCGAAGAUUGGUGCGACAGAACGGCGUACAAUUGGCAUUUACGCCAAUGAUGAUCUCCGAUUCGAUCAAUAACAGUGAGAAAGCGCGGCAGAAUGAGUUUUCCACUGGUCCGGAUGAUCAGCCACUUAUAGCACAGUUUGCGGCCAAGGAUGCAACGGAAUUUGCCACAUCCGCACAGCUGAUUUAUCCGUAUGUCGAUGGCGUCGAUUUGAAUUGUGGCUGCCCGCAAAGCUGGGCCAUUGCCAAAGGAUACGGCUGUGGUUUGCUACGACAGCCGGAUCAGAUACGUGAUGUUGUCCAAACUCUGAGACGAACGCUGCCCACGGAUUUCAGUGUCUCCGUAAAGAUGCGCCUGUUGCAGGGAAACGACAACGAGACAUCCGUGCAGAAGACCAUAGAGUUGGCUCAACAACUGGAGCACUGUGGCGUCACAUUCCUGACGCUGCAUGGACGCACAGCCGCCCAGAAGCAUUCCAAGGAUACACUUAAUAUUGAGGCCAUGGCAGAAGUGGCCAAGUCGCUGCGGAUCCCACUGAUAGUCAAUGGCAAUGUGGAGAGCUUUCAGGAUGCCUGCGAACUGCAUGAAAAGACCCAGGCGGCAGGCGUGAUGGCAGCACGUGGAUUGCUGGCCAAUCCGGCGUUAUUCAACAGCGAUUAUCCACUGGCUACAGCGACACCGCGAGCCUGUGUGGAACAGUGGCUGGACAUUGCCGAGCUGGCGGGUGAUCAUUUACUUUUCCAGUGCUUUCUUCACCAUCUCAGCUUCAUGUGGAGCAACCAAAUGAAACGGAUUUUACGUGUCCAACUCAAUAGCCUUAACAGCAAAUCCCAAGUGCUGGAAUUCCUCGACGAGCACUGUGAUCUGCGUCCUAGUGUCGCCAACUCAACUCCACCUGUCUACACAAAUUGCACUUAUAAUCAUUUUACACCGCCGAAGCAUUCGCGACAUUUGGCAGCGGAGGCAGAGGAAAAAAGCUGUUGGGAUGCUGCAAGCGAUGGCAAAUUCUUUAGCGAAUUCAAAUCGCAGCAAUUAUCUAGCAAUAACAUGGAAGACCUGGAGCUGGGUGGUCUAUUCGCAGACGAAGACUGAUGUUUGAUUAUUGACAAUUUUAUGAAUAAAAUUCCGUUUUCUUAAA
Molecule: messenger RNA, 1316 nt
Organism: Drosophila innubila
Lineage: Eukaryota; Metazoa; Arthropoda; Insecta; Diptera; Drosophilidae
Gene: Dus4
Product: tRNA-dihydrouridine(20a/20b) synthase [NAD(P)+]-like
Exons: 1
Coding region: 71-1270 (399 amino acids)
Biological process (GO): tRNA processing
Molecular function (GO): tRNA dihydrouridine synthase activity; flavin adenine dinucleotide binding
Source: RefSeq, a predicted model, not a curated record